AUGGCAAAGCUAAAGAAGAGAUCGAGAAGCGCCAAGUUAGCUGGCCAGAGGAAGCAAAACGUCCCGCAGGACGACAAGGACUUCCAGAAAAUUGCGCCGUUGCUCGACAAGCUCAAGUCGGACGCCACGAACGACCGGUCGAUGGCUGUUGGAGCCAUUAAUACUCUCUGCGAUACAGACCCUGAAAUCCGCAAACUAUUCCUGAAAAGCGACCUUAUUCGCACGAUAUUGACCAAGCUCGUGCAUGAUUCCAGUGAUGAGGUGGUGGUGGAGUCGUUUGGCCUUUUGAGAAACCUAAUUAUCGAGGAAGGGUACGAUUUGAGUGUGUUUUUAUGGAGAUCCGACAUAUGGACAGUUCUUGAGCAUUCUUUCAGCAAGGCCAAGAACUCGCUCGACCACAUUAAAGACGAAAAGGUGUCUGGCGAACAGCGCAGGUUAUUGUUUGAUUUCAUUGAAAAUAUCAUCGCAUGUCUUGGGUCUCUUUCGCUAGAGAUUUCCACCGAAGUUUUCCACUCGGACAUUUUCCCUAAGAUGGUUGCAAGUGGAAUACCCAAGUUUGUCAUCACGCUGAUCGAGAAGAACCUGUCAAAGAGCCUCACCUUGACCAGUUUGGAGUUCCUGUACGAUUUGUCGACGAUUUCCACGCCUUUCAUCGAGGCCUUUUCGCAGGACGACAGUGUCAAGCAGAUCUUUGGCAGUCUGAACGUUUCCAACGACCUUUCCAAGGUGUACCUUCUUGGACUACAUUUCCAGACGCUCGAGUUCUCCAACGGUUUGGACGACGACCAGACAGUGCAAAUAGCAGACAGUCUGCUGAACAUCACCAAUAAGCUUGUGGACACUGCUCCGGAAGAAAAAGAGAGUUUAAAGGCCUUUGAGCUCACAUUGGACAUUUUUGCCACCAUAGUGGAGAUCAAAAGCGAGACAGAACUACAGAGCACAAAGUUAGCCGCUGUGUUUGAGUCACAAGUUGUGCCGUUUUUGGCCAAAGUGUUCCAGUACGCCAGCGUCAAGGUUCUUGUUUGUCUGACAAACAUUCUGUAUUUCUACCGUGGAGAAGUUCCCCAAUCCUGUUCUGAUGUGGUGCAGACGAUCAGACCGGCUGUUUUGCAACAGUUGUCCCAGAAAUUGGAGGAACGCGAUCUGGAAGCCGUCAACCUGUAUCUUGGAUAUGUGGAGGUUUCUGAGGACUUGCAAGCCACCGAGGAGCUUAGACUCGUUGGCGACGCGUUGGUCAAGCUGGCGUUGCAACUGGACAAGAUUACUCCAGCCUCUACGGAGCUGACGAACCACGUGAUGCGGAUCCUCACUGCUCUGGGCAAGACGAGCCAGGACCUGGAUUUUGUGACCAACAUCACCAAACUAAUAGUGGACAAGAACUUUGUGGAGCCGAUCAAGUACUACAACUCGACGAGGCUCGGAGAGCUGCGCAAAAAGCACCAGUACCUACUUGAAGACGUGCUGGUUGGGGCCGUGAACUGCAUAAUAGACCUCUACGACGACGACUAUUUCUACAACAAACCACUUUAUCACGAGGGGGGUCUGGGCGACGUUCUGAAGAGUCACCUGGCCGACUACAAGAAAAUCUACAAGGCUAUCGACAAGAACAGCCAGCCACAGCUGAAACAGGUGUCGGAAGAAACUCUCCAGAAUUUGGAGAGAUUCGUUCGCUACAAGGACGGAGAGCUGUAA
Messenger RNA from Ogataea philodendri, 1692 nucleotides. RefSeq lists its product as uncharacterized. Gene Ontology annotation, biological process: ribosomal large subunit biogenesis; protein import into nucleus. The transcript has a single exon. The record is from RefSeq and is a predicted model, not a curated record. Lineage: Eukaryota; Fungi; Ascomycota; Pichiomycetes; Pichiales; Pichiaceae. Bases 1 to 1692 code for a protein of 563 amino acids.